Messenger RNA from Ectocarpus siliculosus, 3365 nucleotides. The record is from the annotation of a GenBank genome assembly. Lineage: Eukaryota; Phaeophyceae; Ectocarpales; Ectocarpaceae.
AUGAUGGACUCCUUGGUGGCGGAGGGCAUGGUGAGACUGAGGGGCGGGGACGAGGAGCUGGACCGUGCGGAACGCCUCGUGAGGGAGUUCGAGGCGGACAACUGGACCACAGAGGCACCUGUAGCGAUCAGCGAUGAGGACGUGCUGCUUCGGAAAGGUUUUCUCCGGAACAUGCAGGCCAACCAGACCGAUGUCAACCUCCACUUCCUUCGCGAUAGGGGAGUCGUUGUGGUGCGAGGUCGGCAGAAGCAUGCCGAAAGCGCGGCGACCUUACUGCUAUCGAAGCUGCACGGAGGAGGGGAACUCGAUGAGAACGGGAUGCCUCCUUGUUCAGUGUCCUUGGUUGCCGUGGCCCCAUCCGGCAUGGAGGUCCUCACGGCUCGCGGCCGUCUGCACCUCAAGAGGCUGUCCGCCGACACCGGGACCGAGAUGCACGUUAUCCCCCCUGCGUCCGUGGUUAGGAUCAGAGCCCGGGGCCGGGACCCCGAGGCCGUGGCGGAGGCCACGAGGGCCCUCCUGAGGUUCGUAGGGGGCCACCGGGCGGAGGUCUUCUUGGACCUAGCCAAGGUUGAGUCGGACGCGUCUCCUCCGGCUCGACGUUCUUCCAGCGGCGGCGGCGGCGGCGGCGGCGGUAGCGAAGGCAAGGCCGGAGCGGAGGCGAUGCAAGAGGUGGUCAGCGGUGGCGGCGGCGGCGGCGGCGGCGUUGGCCGGGACGGAGGUGUCGGGGCUAGCGCGGCUGACGCCAAGAAGGCCGUACGGACGCCGGUAAGCUCGGUGAGCAACAAGAUCAUUCGGCGGACGGUGAAGCUCCAUGGCUGCGAGGCGGAGUUUGUAGCGGCCCCGCCGCCGUCGCCCCCGGUGUCCUCCAACACCGCUAGCGGCGGCAGGGGUGGCGGCAACGGCAACGGUAACCGCCGCGGCGGGAGUGGUGCAGGAGCAGAAAGACACCGCCACGGCCCUCACAAGAGCGGGCCUGGCCGUCAAGAUGCCGGCGGUCGAGGAGCGGGGGUCGGGGCCACCACAACCGCCGACGAUACCCACGACGACGGGUCACUGUCGGCGGUGACCGGUGUGUCGUACACUUCGUCGGCGCCGGCGAGAAGGGUUAUGAUUCGGGGCCUGCCCGGACUGGUGGAUAAGGCUCGAGACGCGCUGGUUGCUCUGGUUUUGGGACGGGAGGAUGGCGAGGUGGCGCUGGGGGAGGAGGCUGCGGCGGCUUUGGGAGCGGACAGCUGGAGGAAAAUUCAGGAUUCAAGCGAAAGGGUCACCAUUACCCCGGAUAGGUCGAGGUGCUCGCUUCGGGUCUCCGGCCCACCGGCGGCGGUUGAGGCGUGCAGGAGGGAGUUGUACACCAUGCUCGCGGACGCGUUUCGGGGAGAGUUUGUCGCGGUGCCCAUCCCACGCGAGGCCCUCCACGAGGUAGCCACCCCCCUUCGCCUUGCCGAUGCCGCCGCCGCCGCCGCCGCCGCUACGGCCUCCUCGCCAAGGACCGGCGAUGGCAAGCGAACCGCGGCGGCAGCGGGGCAAAUAGCGGAGGUUCUGGGACCUAUGGGAGUCGCUGCGGCGGCGUGCGGGUGGCGGGGCGAAGGCAACGUACAGCUCUUGGCCGACUGGCCGUGCUCGUGCGUUCGUGUGAGGGGGGAAGCAGCGGCCGUGAGCGUGGCGGUGGGCGAGAUCAACACCGCACUGUCGAAGUGGUCAGCCCUGGCCGUUGCCGCGGAGGUCGAGGAGUGGAUGGAGCCGGAGCUGUUCGGCAAGCAGCGCAAGGCCAUCAAGAAGCUGUCCCAGAGCAUGGGAGGUGUUGUCCUCAACGUCGUCGACGGCGUGUGCAGCGGGAGAGCCGCGUCCGAGGAGGAGGCUCGGGAUGCGACGAGAAAGCUCGAGGAGCGGGUGAGCGAGCUACGAGCUAGGCGGGCAGUGGUGCGAGUGCCCCCGGAGGUUGUGACCCGGCUGACAGGCCGAGGGGGAUGUAGCAUCGACAAGAUCAAGGAGAGAACGCGCGCGACCAUACGCAUCGGGGAGGGGGUAGGAGGGAACGAGGUUAUCAUCUGCGGGGACCCCUCCGCUGUCGCCGCGGCCAGGCGCGAGGUGGAGGCAAUGGCUCGCGGGCCGUCGAAGAGCAGCCCUGCGGCCCAGGCCCCCAAGGACAGGCAGAGCCCAGACGGCGGCGUUCCUGACGCGGCCGGGGACCCUUCGCCGCUCCUGCCGCCUUCCCCAGGCGAGGGGGUGCCGCAGACGGGAACCCCGUCGCCCCUGCCCCCAUCGCCGCAGAACCAGAACCAGCUGCACGCCGGCAACGCUGCGGGCGGCGGGGGUCAGGAUGUUGAUCUGGCGGACCGACGGGGGGGUGAGGCGACGGCAGGUUCGGUGAAGACGGCAGAGCCGGCGGGGUCACCACCACCCGCCGUCGUGGGUGGCAGCAAUCACCCGGCCAAGGGUUCUUCGGCGUCGUCGUACCGAGGGAGGCUCGGCGAGCGCGACACGCGGGUGUCGGCGGCGACGGAGUCGGAGGCGGAGCGCCUCCUUGCCAGCCUUCUCCUCGUGGACAACGUGGCGGCGGACGUGGGGCGGUUGUCGGGCCGGUCGCACUUCUCGCGCCGCCGUCGCGAAGGGGCGGCGGCGACGACGGGCGUGGGUGCCGGCCUGCGACAGCCGCCGCCGCCGCCGCCGUUUUCUGGUUCUGGCGAUACCGGCGGACACAGAGCGACACCCGCUGCUACUGCCGCCGGCGGCGGUCUCGUGGUUGGAUCCGCUACUCCGGCCUGCAACGGCUCGCCGCCUCCGUCGCUGCUGCCGGUCGGAGGUGGCGUGGCCCCGGCUUGCGGAGGCGGGUACUUCACGUCGAGCAGCGGGAUUCGGGUUCGCCUCUGAACGGGACAGGGAAAGUUACUGGUUGUGGCCGGGCGGGAGUACUGACCGUUCGUGAUGGUCAACAGGAAGAAGAUGAGGGUGAUGCCACAGGGUGGCGCGCAAUCAGCUUGCUGAUUGGUCAAUUUAUUGAUUGGCAGAUAGGUCGUGUGGCAGUUUUCGGGGGGGACGUGCCGUCUUUGGACGAGCUUGAUGUUUUUUUUGGGUUCGGGUACAGUUUGGCCUUCUGUUUUUGCGCGACACGCCAUUGGGCGCUGUUGUUUUCUUCGUACCUUCGCGUGCGGCUUGCAUAGCACGGAGCAAUUUUUGUUGGGGGUACGUGUGUACGGUCUGUAUCUACUUUGUUGAAACUUGUCGUGACGUAGCCGCGGCGAUUGUAGGCGGAGCAUGCGGGCGUUUGUGGAGCAUGUUUUUCACUCCAUGCAUGCGGCAAACGAGGCCAGGUGUAGAUGAGGAGGGUUCGUUUUUGUGUGUGCGCCCCAAAGGGGUGCGUUAUC